Molecule: messenger RNA, 2238 nt
Organism: Trypanosoma cruzi
Lineage: Eukaryota; Euglenozoa; Kinetoplastea; Trypanosomatida; Trypanosomatidae
Exons: 1
Coding region: 1-2238 (745 amino acids)
Source: RefSeq, a predicted model, not a curated record
AUGGAUGCGCUUGCAAAUAUUGCCGUGCACACAUGGACUGACGUGUGCCACCGCAUCUCUCUGUUCUCUGAGCGGGUGGGGGCGAUGCGUGACGCCUGGUUUUCAUGCCGUACUCUUUUUAUUUUUUUAUUUUUUAAAUAUAUAAAUAUAUACAUAUAUAUUUGUUUCUGUAUGCACUCACGGGUAGGAGCAGGAAUAAGGGACUUGCAGUUCAGCCUUUUUAGUUUUUUUUUUUUUUUUUUUUGCGGCGGCAACGACACACACACUCACAGACACAUGACGGAGGUGACAAAACUGCCGCUGAAAUGCGAGCGUCUCGAGGUUCUGGACGAAUCAACGAUGGCAGCCUGCGGCCGACACGUCGUGUACUUCUGCCCACUGCCGGGAUCCGCGCUGUCAUCCGCCUCCUCUUCGGUUGUGGAGGUUUCUUUGGCAAAAAGUACCGUGUGCCUUGCGCCGUGGCAUCCUCCCGGGGCCGCGCUGCAGGAGUGCGGCGUCUUUUUCGCUGAAGUGGGCCACAUUCACUUCCGUCGCUGCUGCUGCUGCUGCGGCAACGAAAGUGUGCAGGAGUCGCGGGACGUGUUGGAGCCCCCACCGCCAGCCUCCAGCGGAAUUGAGGAGAUGCGGGUGUUUUUUGGCACAACGCUGGUGGUGCGCACCGCCGAAUCGGUUGCCUGCUACGCGCUUGACCCCACCCGUGGGGCUGAGGUGACACGACUGCCUUUGGUUGGCCGCGUAACGCUGCCCCACCCGGGCCUUACCGGGGACUCGACGGAGGUGCUCAUGAUGGACGGAUCCCCUGCUGGCGCCGUUGCCGGCGAUGUUGAUCACACGCUCGGGGUUGUGAUGUACUGCGGGACGACGCGGCGUGUGAGCGCUCUUCUUCUCGCGGUGGGGCCGGCAUGCGUGACAAUGCAAAGCGAGACACGAAGCGGCGGUCUGGCUUUGCCGUUUGAGUCGAAUGCAUCGUUGAGGUCGUGGUCGUUCAAUUGGUCCAGGCGCGAAGUGUUGUUUGUGUUUGCUGACGCUACAAGCAGCAGCAGCAGCGGCGACACCACGAAGUUGUUGACGAGGAGUUUGUCCCUGGCCACAAUGGAGUGGACGGUGUCCUCUACAGACUUGACGCAGCUGCCCUUCGUCCCUGCGGAUGUGGGACACACGCACACGGGUGACACAUGGGCGGUGGACAAUUCCUUUGACGGGGUUGUGAAGUUCUCGAAGCUCCUCUCCGGAUCUGUGAUGCGAGAGGUGGUGCUGCAGCGUGCCGCAGGGAGUGAUGCAAUAUUCUUGACUGCAUGGGGGUCCAGUCUAUAUGUGCUGAUGGGUAGGCGUGUCUUGGAAGUGCGGGAAGAUGAUGACAGGGACGGAGCGGCAACAAAGACGACAUUGUGUGACUGGCUGAUGCAGCAGGUUGCGAGGGAGCCACGUGACGUGCCGCACGUGCCAACGCCGAAGAGGAAGAGAAAAGAAGGCAAUGAUAUAGAGAAAGAGGUUGAUGCCAUAGUCGCCUUUUUAAGGAACCCCGCGUGCAGUUCUUUCGCCAUGAUUGUUCGCGACUGCCGCUAUGUUUCAUGCACACUGGACGCUGCGGGGGAAUAUUCUCACGCCAUUCUUGACGCGAUUCAGAAAGCAAGUGGGAAAAACUGCGACAACAGCUCUCUUGUGCGGUACAUUGCCGUUGCGCAGUCACUGCAUCCCCUAACGAUUCUACGUGUCUUGAGCGUCUCUGACCCGUCAAUCCGUCUCACCCUCGCUGUGUUGCUUUCGACGAAGCCAACACUUGUGGCAGGUGGGGUGCGACUGUUGGAGUGGGGUCCGCCAGUGCGUGCCUUUUGCCGGAGCGUCGGACACAUGCAGGCGAAGCUCUUCACGGCAGCAAUGUGCGAGACGGCCCUCACAGCUCUCGCCGCCGGUGCGCUUGGCGCCGUUGGAUUACUUUGCGCCGUUGCGGACGUUGUGAUGGUCACGGUGCUGGGCAACGACAAACGUGCCGUUGUGUCCCGCGAGGAGGCGGCGGCGGAGGUGACCAUCGUGGAGGCCGUUGGUGUCUUGUCUUCAUACGCGCAGUGGGCACUGGCAGCGGCACCGGCACUUGGCACCAUCACGGCACACGUGGGGCCCGUGCGCAAGGGAAAGAAGGAGGCCGCUGUACGUGACCGCGUCGCUCACAGCAUCCUCCUCUCACGCAGCGUGCAGAUUGAGCCGCUGUCGCUGCUGGAGCGGCGGCAUGCAAGUUAA